AUGGACGUGAGCAUGGUGCUUCUGCUGGUCGUUAGCAUGGUGCUUCUGAUGGUCGCAGCGCACAUCCUGGUCGAGGAGGAGGAGGAGCUGAUCAGCAAUUUUCUAGAUCAGCAGGAAAUCAAUCCCAACAGCAGCAAGAAGGAGUUUGCUUUUAUCAGAAUUACAGACGUCGACUACAAGCUUGAGACACCAGAUCCGUCGCCCACGGGACUAGUCACCGUCUCUGGGGGACGCAUCACAGCGGAAGUAGUUCAGUUUGAACUUGCUCGUAUCAUCAGAACAGACUGGAAGUGGGAAGCUUUAGUUCAUGAUGAAAAUUCUUUUUUGGUGGCUUUUCCUAGUGACGAUUCACUGCAGAGAAUGGUUGACAUUGGCUUUCAGUUGAAAAAUCAUGGCGUCACACUCACGGUGUCAGUCUGGCAAAAUGAUCAAGAUAUUGCACCUACGUAUGAGUUAGAGGAAGUCUGGGUCCAUGUUACAGGGGUGCCACAUGCUUACAGGCAUUACUUGGUUUUCUGGGCCGUUGGGACAGUGAUUGGUGCAACUCUGGAAGUUGAUAUGCUAACUUAUAGGAUGAAGGGUGUGAUCAGAAUCAAGGUUGGGAUGAUGGAUAAGCGUCAGCUGCCACAUACUACAGACCUGGUUUUUGGUACUCAAGGUUAUCAUGUGACCUUUGCACAGGAAGAUGAACUUUUCUUGCCAGCAACGCUUCCGCCAGAAGAUGAUGAUCCCAUGGAUUUUGAUAAUUUCCGGGAUGGUAAUGGUAGUGCUGAGGAUAAGGAUAGGGAUGAUUCUUCAAAAAAAUUGAAGAGGACGAGUCAACCUGAGAGCAGCUUACCUCAGACAAAAAAUGUUGGAUCUGGACCUGCCCCAAUGCAGUGUCGGAUUGCGGUCACUCCUAUGGGAAACCGUCGCUCAUGUCCACCGAGGAAGCCGGUUUUGUUUGAAGGAACUACAAAAUCGACCAAGAUUGCGGUUACUGAACCAAGAGGUGGUUUCAGGCCGAUUCCUGGGAAUACUUUUGUUAAGCAGCAGGGAGAGGUGAUCGACACACCUUUGGGCGUAGAUGCGCUUUCGACUGGCAUGGGCGCCCAGAUGGCAGGGCCAAUGGGCGAUUCCAGCAUGGUGAUGGAUAAAAAUCCUCAGGAGCUUAAACCUGCACUGCAAGUACAAACAGGCUCUGAGUCUGUUACUUAUAGUAGUCAGGCUAAUGUUACUCCACCAAGAAAUAAUGAUUAUGCUAAUUCGCCAUCUAGUGGGCCAUAUGUGAUAGCAUCGCCUAUAAUUCCGGAGUCAAAUACAGAUCAUCACUCGAUCUAUCUGGUACAGAUACGGUGGUAUCUGCUAAGGCGGGGGUGA
Molecule: messenger RNA, 1359 nt
Organism: Panicum virgatum (switchgrass)
Lineage: Eukaryota; Viridiplantae; Streptophyta; Magnoliopsida; Poales; Poaceae
Exons: 5
Coding region: 1-1359 (452 amino acids)
Source: RefSeq, a predicted model, not a curated record